UGUGGGCUGCCCAGCUGGAAAUGGCGCUUCUGUCGUACACUUGGAAGCAGUUGGAGCUGUACCUGAAAUGGGCCUUGGGCAAGAACAACACCACGGUGGCGGAGAGCCCUGCGAACGAGCCCUAUCCGGGCAUAUUUGUGGAGGAUCUCAGCCAGUUGAAUCGCCUCAAGCGGAAUGCCUUUAUGUGCGUCGUGGGCUCCCUCUUUCUGAUGGCACUCUUUGGCAAUCUGAGCACCAUUUAUGUGAACACUCGAAGGAAGCUGCGUCCGUUCUUUCGUGCCUGUCUGCUCUCGCUGGCCUUCUCCGAUCUCGUUUCGAGUGUGUUCUGCAGCGUCUCGUACAUGGCGCAAUUCCAUGCGGAAUAUCUGCAGUUGUGGACCAUUGGCGGCUUUAUGUGCAAGUUUGUGCCCUUUGUGACCACCACAUCUUUGCUCUCUGGCAGCCUGACACUCGUGGCUAUUGUGUCGGAUCGCUACCUGGCCGUGAUGCGGCCAGUGCUGGGCUUCUGGAAUCCUGACAUUCGCUUCAGCUGUCUUAUCGUUGGCCUCAUCUGGCUGUGCUCCAUUGGCGCCUCUGCGCCACUGAUUGGCAUCUACAAGCACCAGAAGAUCUAUCUGCUGGAGAUGGAGCUGAAGCUGCAGACAACCGACGAAGGGGAGACCGAUGAGAGCCUGGAGGUAACCGAAUUGGAGCUGGUCAGCAUGUGCCUGGCGGGCAACCACAAUGAAGGCCUCAUCUACGUCAUAUUGUUCGCCCUAAUCUUCCUGCCCUGCAUCGUGAGCUUCCUCUGGCUGAACGCGGUGAUUGCGCGGCAGCUGUGGGUGCUGCGCCACUACCAUCAGCAGCAGCAGGACACGCAACAGGAUCAGGCGGGACAAUUCAAGUCACUGCCCGCCAGCAAUGGGGAUCUUCUGAUGCCCUCGACACUGGCCAGUGCAAUGGGUGUGGCCCUGCCGUUUGUCAUCGACAAGCCGCCUCUGCCCUCAGUGCCCUCCAGCCCGCAAGCGGCAAGGAGCAACACGAAUGAGGCGCCACCACCGAGUGGCAUGGGUCCAGCUGCACAGGCUCGCGAGGCACGCCAUCGACGCAUGGUUGUCGUCGUGAUCCUCAUGAUGGCCGUCUUCAUCUGCCUGCGCCUGCCCGCCUGGAUCUUCCUGAUCAUGCGCCUGUACGGCUCCUACUCGGAUCCCGUCGACUGGCUGCUGUACUUCAGUUUUGGCAUCAUGAAUCUGCUCAGCUGCGCCCUGAACCCGCUCUUCUACACCUUCCUCACGCAGACCAUUCGCACCGUUUCCCUGCUGAAGCAGAAGACCAGGGACAUCCUUUGCUGCCGCCGGUCGGGUCGCGGCCAGGACGUAGCCAUGCCCACGGAACCCUCGGAGCCAGCCAAGCCGUUCAGCCUGGGCUGCUGUUGCUGCUGUUGCUGUGGUCUGCCACAGCUGACCAUCACCUGGCGCUGCCAGCCCGCGCGCAAUCCGCCAAAGACCAGCGCAGUGCAGGAAGUGGAGCCAUCUGCCCAGCGUGCAGUUGAGUUGGAGGCCGAUCCGAGCAGCCUGCAACGUUUCUUCAGCUUCAAGCAUGACGUGUUCACCGUCUACAAUCGGCGCGACGAUUCCCAGAGUGCGUCAAUCGAGUCCUCCGCCUGAUAGGCCAGCGUCAUAAAUCACUCGAGUGCAUUGACACAGG
Drosophila guanche is the source of this 1686-nucleotide messenger RNA. RefSeq names its product beta-1 adrenergic receptor. Gene Ontology annotation, molecular function: neuropeptide receptor activity. The transcript has 3 exons. The record is from RefSeq and is a predicted model, not a curated record. Gene Ontology annotation, cellular component: membrane. Gene Ontology annotation, biological process: neuropeptide signaling pathway. Bases 21 to 1646 code for a protein of 541 amino acids. NCBI's taxonomy places the organism in Eukaryota, Metazoa, Arthropoda, Insecta, Diptera, Drosophilidae.